AUGGAAGAUGGUGAAGGAAGUAAAAGGGCCAAACUAGAUCGAUUUGUGACAAAGACAAAACGCUCUCGGCUAGAAGAACCAUCAACAUCAAAUGAUAAUGUGAAUAUUGGAAGGCCAACUAAUGAUAUCGUCCAAGAAGAACAAGUUCAAGGUAUUCACUCUCAAUUGCAAAUAGAAGUUAAUGUGAACACUAUUGAGGCCGACCCGGGAUUAAGAUUGCCUAUUAGUGUUCUUGCUAAGACUUCAAAAGAGCUUGAAACUAUCCGGAGAGCUUACUUGCAAAAAGGUCCUUGUCAACCUCGACUCCAUACAUUUCCUCAAUCUACUUUAUAUGGACAAGAACGUAGAUUUAGUGCGGAUUGGUACAAUGAAUUUGGUAGUUGGUUGGAAUAUAGUGAAAGUAAAGAUGAGGUAUUUUGCUUAUGUUGCUAUCUUUUUAAGGUUGGCGAUAGUGCAAAAGGGGGUGGUGAUAAAUUUGUUGGUGAAGGUUAUAAGAAUUGGCACAAGAAAAAGAGUUUGAGAACACACGAGGGAAAUCAUGAUAGCGUUCAUCAUCAUUGCUACAUGGCUUGUCAAGAUUAA
Molecule: messenger RNA, 582 nt
Organism: Erythranthe guttata (spotted monkey flower)
Lineage: Eukaryota; Viridiplantae; Streptophyta; Magnoliopsida; Lamiales; Phrymaceae
Source: RefSeq, a predicted model, not a curated record